AUGAAUGUUAACGCUCCCAUGUGCUCUUCUUGUCAUCAAAAUCAAGCAUCUUUUUGUGGUUUUUGUUCACUUUGUUUGGAUAUAUGCCUUGCUAAUCCUUUAUCAUCACAACUUAAUUCAUCAAGCGGUUCAAGCUCAGUUGAACCAGUCUCCCCGAUGGUCAACGACUUUAACCAAAACAACUCUCUUUCCUCCGGCUCCUCCUAUUCUCAACCUAACAUCAAUCCUACUUACACCAAUCAUCAAGUAAACGAUCAAGACUCAAACCUUGGCUCUAGCUUUGGUGUGAGAGCUUUCAAGCAUGCCGCCGCCAAAGUGGCUGCUCAUAACAACAUCAUCCAAAACACAGCCUCAGCUCAAUACAGCACGGUUCAACAGCAUCCAAAUUCUUCAAUGGCUUCUCAACAGUUUGACCCUCUCGCUGCAGCUAAAGACAAUCGUUCACGUACGGCCUCUGGAUUCCCAGCUGGUAAAGCUAAACGCGCUCAUGGAGGGUCUGCUGGAACUGUCUUGAGUCAAUCACGUAUGUCACGCUCCAUGACAGACUCCCCUGCAUUUGAUGGUUCUAGCCCUUGA
This is a messenger RNA of Melampsora larici-populina 98AG31, 576 nucleotides long. RefSeq lists its product as uncharacterized. The transcript has a single exon. The record is from RefSeq and is a predicted model, not a curated record. Lineage: Eukaryota; Fungi; Basidiomycota; Pucciniomycetes; Pucciniales; Melampsoraceae. Bases 1 to 576 code for a protein of 191 amino acids.